Plasmodium gaboni is the source of this 685-nucleotide messenger RNA. Its product is annotated as putative EMP1-like protein. The record is from RefSeq and is a predicted model, not a curated record. Gene Ontology annotation, molecular function: host cell surface receptor binding. NCBI's taxonomy places the organism in Eukaryota, Apicomplexa, Aconoidasida, Haemosporida, Plasmodiidae. The transcript has a single exon. The annotation marks the transcript as partial. Gene Ontology annotation, cellular component: membrane.
UUAAAGGCCAUAUUUAAAAGGAUUCACGAACAAAAUGGUAUUAAAGAAAAAUAUAGCACCGACACAGACACAAGUACCCCCCCUUUUAAAACCCUACGUGAACAUUGGUGGAGCGCUAACCGCGACCAAAUAUGGAAAGCAAUGACAAAAUGUAGUGGCAACAUAUGUAGUGAUGGUACCACACCACUUGAUGACUAUGUACCACAAACGUUACGUUGGCAAACCGAGUGGAGUCACCAAUUUUGUGUCGAACGUAAAACACUAGCAGACGACGUGGUACAAAAGUGUGACGAAUGCAAAAAAGCAUCAGAUACAUACCAUAGUAAAAACACUAUAGAUAAAAGUGGUACAGGUGGUAGUACAACUUAUAGUGGUACCGAUGGUAAAGACUGUAACAAAACAAAUGGUGGCAACAAUAGUAGUGAUCCCGAAUGUGGUGAGUGUAAUAAAGCGUGCAAGGAAUGCAAAACUGCAUGUACUGCAUACACACAAUUUGUGUCUGGCCAAAGUGGUACCACAAAUGAUUGGCGACAACAAUGGCAACAAAUGGAAAACAAAUAUAGGGAUUUAAUGGAAGAGGCCAAAACAAAACUAGAACAACAUCAUAAAGACCAACAGAAACAACCAAAAAGUUCCAGUACUGAAAAUAUUCCUCCAUAUAUGACUCCAUGUGGUAACAAUAGUG